This is a messenger RNA of Melanotaenia boesemani (Boeseman's rainbowfish), 3223 nucleotides long. It is a transcript of the gene rasl10a, whose product is annotated as RAS-like, family 10, member A. The coding region runs from base 900 to 1511 and encodes 203 amino acids. Gene Ontology annotation, molecular function: GTP binding; GTPase activity. The transcript has 3 exons. The record is from RefSeq and is a predicted model, not a curated record. Lineage: Eukaryota; Metazoa; Chordata; Actinopteri; Atheriniformes; Melanotaeniidae.
UGCGGAGUAUGGGAACACCAAGCUUUCACACGCUUUGCGCAUGAGACGAUCCUAUUGGAUGAGCAGGGCAGAGGAUUUAAGUGAUGAGAGAGAGGGAGAGAGAGAUCUACCAUCUAUCCAACCAACAGCAGAGACAACGUUACCAGACUUCAGAUGCCUUCACAGAAAACGCGCGUCUGUCGGCUGUGAGGAUUAUUAUCAUUAUUUUUUUAAAUAUUCUUUCUUAAAUUACAUCGAAUAUUUUCGUGACACCGAAAGCAAGAUUAAAGAUUGAAAGGUUUCAUGCCAUUUCAUAGCACGUGGACAGCUUAUUUACGAGCCUGGGGGCUGUGCGUCUUCCUCCCUGUGAUGGAGGAGUGCGGUGCUGGUGCAUCGGUGGAAAUGAGCGAGAGGCGCAGAGGAGAUAAUCAAUGAACAACACGGGAGCUAUUGUGCGUUUGGGCAAGGUCAGAGCCUAACCUGGGACAGGAUUAUGUCCAUGUGGAGACGGCAAGGGCGGACUUUUAUGUUUCCUCUCUGGGGACGAGGUUGGCAGGGGAUGUCCCCUGAAAACCAAGAGUUUCUCUCUGUGCGUUGGCUCGCAGAAGCAGCGAAAAUCCCUCCAUUUGCGUGAUCAUGGUUGAGAUUAUUAUCUGACGACCUGCAAGCUGCGCGGCUUCUCUGCUCUCACCCUCACCUGAGAGAUAAAGUUUCCUCGCUGUGCUCGACGGCUGGAUAAUUUAUCCGCUAAUUGAUUCGUUUAUUGAAGCCAGUUAAGGUGGUUUAGAGGCUGCAGGUUAGAGGAGCAGCGGUGGGGGGUGUAUUGGAUUCCGUCAGAGCUGCGGCCAGCUGUGUUUCUGGACGGUCACAUCUGUCGUUGUCGUCGGCGCUGUCCAUGGUGCUGAACUCGUGUUCCAGGGAUGGUGGAGACCCUGAGUAUUGCAGUGAUCGGUGCUCCCGGAGUGGGUAAAACUUCUAUAAUCCGCCAGUUCAUUUAUAAUGAUUUCUCGGAGGUUUACACGCCGACCAGGACCAGAUAUGUGUACAGACCCUCCGUCAUACUGAACGGGAUCAUGUAUGAGCUGAAAAUUUUGGACGUCCCACCAAUCUCCUCUUUUCCAGCAAGCGCCAGUCAGGAAUGGCUGGAUUUACGCUGCAGAGGGGUUCGCAAUGCCAACGCUUACAUACUGGUGUACGACAUCUGUUGUGUGGAGAGCUUUGAAUACGUCAAAAUGAUCAGACAGCAGAUUGUAGAGAACAGGGAAGGCAGCAGCAGCGAGGUGCCAAUCCUGGUGGUGGGUAACAAGAGAGAUUUGCAACGACAGCGUUUCAUGCCUCGCAGGGCGGUGUCGGUUCUGGUGAAGAAAACCUGGAAGUGUGGUUAUGUGGAGUGCUCUGCAAAGUUUAACUGGCACGUAGUCCUGCUCUUCAAGGAGCUUCUGGGCAUUGCUGUGGCAAGGGGAAUGCGCCAGAACCACACCUCCAUCCGUCUGCAAGGGGCACUACAGAGGAAUCGCUGCACCAUCAUGUGACCCUGAGAGUUCCCUCCACCCGUCUCAACUCUGGAGUGGAGCGGCCCUGGAGAAAAGGACCUUAUAUCGAAAUGGCUGGAAAAAUACCCCGUGGCCUCCUGCUUAACUGAGCUGACUUUUCAUAAUGAGGUUUAUUAGACUUUUGCGCUGUAAAAGACACUAAAAUUUCACUCAUGGUCAUCCAGCUACUUCCUGGUCAAAUAAUGCCCACUGUGUAGAAACAAAGAAAGUUCAAACCAAUAACUAAACCAUAGAACAGUUAUUUUUUCUCACAUCAGCUUGAAGUCUAAGCAUUUCGAGCUGUGCUUCCCAAUGUGACAUAGCAGUAGGCCUGUAGCCAGGCCUGACAGAAUGGAAGCUGUUUGCAAGACCCAGAGUUUGGAAGCAGCAAUAUCAUCCAGUCUUCCCUCAGAAAUGUUCACAUUCAGUAAGGUCAACAACACAUUUAGAUUUAUUUUAAGGCCAAUGAUCUGCAAGAUGGAAUAGCAAAGAGCAAAAGUAUUCACUUAUGUAUAAAGAAAGAUAUAAGAUAGCAUUAAUCAAAGUAGACUGUAUUUUCUUUCUCUCUUUUCUUGUCCCUAAUACAUACUCAGCCUCCAGUAAAAAUAAAUAAGUAAAUUAAAAAAAUAAAAAAGCUGUUUAUUUUGACCCAAGGGUGUUUUAAGGUUGUCUUGCAGCAGAAAAUACUGCAGUCCCUUAUCAUCAUGUACUGUAGGGCUUUAAUCUGCUCCCUCCCCUCACUCAGAGUCUGUUUCUGAUGAAUACAUUAUAUCCAGGGAACUGGGGACCUGCAGGAGGCUGCCGAGCUUGAACCUCUUAUGGCAAUGUAGUUGUUUAUGUAGGUAUAUGUAUGUCUGUGUGUUUGGGCUUGGUUUACUAUAUUUGUAAGGCCAGACCAAAAUGCUGAAACCAUAGUUUUAGGAUUAGUAUUAGCAUUAAGUAAAGGUUAGAGGCGAGGGAAUGCUUGUUAGUGAUAGAUCCCCUCAAAGGUAGAUGUUCAAAUAUGUGUCUGUGUGUGAGUGUGUGAAAGAGAGAGCAAGUAAAGCAGACAGUGUGGGGCAGGUUUGAUAGGUGACAUUCAGACAAGGAAAAGGACAAAUGCAGCUAGAGGAGACAGAUGUUAAAGCUUUGGAUUGGAAAGGAGCAAUAAAAUCCUGCAGCGAUGUCCUGACUGACUAACAUGCCACUACAUUUUAUUAAAAAUGCCUCAUACUGUCACCUGGGCUCAGAUAUCCAGCAAAAAUAAGUAAACAGAGCUCAAUGACUUCCACAAACUGCCCCAUCACAGACACACAUGGAUCAUUAAUAAAGCUUUAAUAUCACUAUUGAUACCAUCUAAUGGGCAAUGUGAGCUGCUUUUCUUUUGAUUAGGCCAAGGUAGGUAAUUUCAUGAAUAUGGCUGCACUGAAAUAGGCAGACCUACUGUAUAUAAGAAUGAUACAUAAUCAAUUUGCAUGCUUUUGUUGGUAGAACCAACAGGUCAGGGUUUACUUGCACUGAUGUGAAAAGGUGAUAUUGUGUUUAAUUUUUGUAUUUCAUGGUUUUCUGACAGUGUUAUGUGCAGCUGAACGGAUGAAUGUGAUUGUUUUUUUUCAUUGGCAUGAAAGAGCAAAAGCUCUCUCCAUGAUGUACCGUAGUGUCGACCCUUCAGAGAAGCCAGUUGGUUGUGUUCCUUUUUUUUUUUUUUUUUUAGUUUUGUUUUUCUAGUAAAA